Molecule: messenger RNA, 915 nt
Organism: Paraglomus occultum
Lineage: Eukaryota; Fungi; Glomeromycota; Glomeromycetes; Paraglomerales; Paraglomeraceae
Source: the annotation of a GenBank genome assembly
AUGAACUCGGACUUAACACGUUACUUCAACUCCCGGAGUAUUUAUCUUAACCCAACGUGGCUUUCUGAUACACUCUCUAACCUUUCUUCAUCCUCUUCGUCCUCUUCGUCUGCGACUACUCAUGUCUAUAAUGUCUUCCUUCGCACCCCGCUUCGUUUAUCCUCCAUUCCCUCUCUCCCACCGAAUACGACAGAUUUGCAUGAUAGCCGCAUUGCCGUAUCUAAACCGAUCGUUCUCGAGAUACUUGAUAUCAUGGAAGUGGGGAUAUCAUUACAAAGCAUAUUCGAUACGAUCUGCGCAUACCAAACCGGUUCUGUGAAGAAAGGAAAUAAAUAUAAGGAUAUUAGAGAGGAGAGAGAUAAACCGUGUGAUUUUCCAAGAAAGAUGUUGAAAUUUGUGUUGAGCGAUGGGCGACAGAUCGUGGAUGGGAUCGAGUAUAGACCGAUACAAGAAAUUAGUUUGAAUACGGUACUAGGCAUGAAGGGUAACUAUUGGAAACACGGAAGAGCUACAUUCUUUACUUGGUUAAAACCUACAUUCACCGCUAUUAUAUCAUUAAGAAUGACAGUUGAUCCAGAUAGUCAGGUACCACCCUCCUCGGCAGUUACAUCCUCUCCAAAACGACAAUCUCCAGUAUCCCACUUUGAGCCAACUCCUCCGUCACCAAUUCCACCAUCUUCGACUCGGCAUGCAGAUGGGACUGAUAAUUCGCAGAGUGCAUUCAUUUGUAUUGACGACGAAGAUGAUCUUAUAAUACGCGAUUGGGCUGAUUUUGAAACUUACGAUGACUGCUUCGAGCCAACUCCCCCGUCACCAAUUCCAUCAUAUUCGACUCAAAAUGUAGAUCAGAGUGAAAACUCGCAACAUGAAUUCAUUUAUAUUGACGACGAGGAUGAAUUUACGUGGGUUGGCUGA